AUGAUUACAACAAUAGUAUUGACAUCUAUCUAUCUAUCUAUCUAUCUAUCUAUCUAUCUAUCUAUCUAUCUAUCUAUCUAUCAGUGUCUCGUCGAUAUCUAUCUAUCUAUCUAUCUAUCUAUCUAUCUAUCUAUCUAUCUAUCUAUCGCAGUCUCUUCCUUAUCUAUCUAUCUAUCUAUCUAUCUAUCUAUCUAUCUAUCUAAAUGGCUAGUUAUUGUUCUAUCAGAAUUUCACCAAUAUCGACCAAUUUAUCAUUAUUUUAUAUUAAUGCUUUCUUUCUUUCUUUCUUUGUUUAAAACCCGGAUCACCAGAAACUUUGCCUUUUCCAUUUCCCUACUUUGUCUCUUUAGACAUUCUCUACUUUAUCGUCUCUCUCUUUCCAUUUCUCCCCACUCUUUCUCUCUGUCUGCCUAUCCAUCUCACUCUCUCUUUCUCUCUCUCUCUCUCUAUCUAUCUAUCUAUCUAUCUAUAUAUAUAUAUAUAUACCUGAUAAGUAUUAAAGUAUCUAUCUAUCUAUCUAUCUUUUUCAGUUUCUUAUCUAUCUAUCUAUCUAUUUCAGUUUGUUCUUAUCUAUCUCUCUCAGACACUUUAAUUUUUCUUAUUUUCUUCUUCUUCUUCUUCUUCUUCUUCUUCUUCUUCUUCCUUGUCCAAAUAUUUGAAAACAUUUUACAUUUUUAUUUCUUACAAUAUCCCCCUAUCUAUCUAUCUAUCUAUCUAUCUAUCUAUCUAUCUAUGACAGUCUAUUUGAAAACAUUUUACAUUUUUAAUUCUUACAAUAUCACCCAUUAUCUAUCUAUCUAUCUAUCUAUCUAUCUAUCUAUCUAUCUAUGA
Acanthosepion pharaonis is the source of this 831-nucleotide messenger RNA. The record is from the annotation of a GenBank genome assembly. NCBI's taxonomy places the organism in Eukaryota, Metazoa, Mollusca, Cephalopoda, Sepiida, Sepiidae.